CUGGAGUAAUGUAAUCACUAUCAAAUUCAUAGGCAUAGCGGGUAUUAAUGUUGUCUUCUGUAUUUCACCUAAAUCCUUUCAUUAGUUGUAGUUAUUUUUCCCAUAUCCAUAGUGUGAGUAUCGACUGCUCUGUCAUGUAUUGCUCUAGCCUGGCUGCAGUACCUUCAAGUCAGCAGCGGGAGUUUCCAGGUAUGUGUUCCCCGGUGGGGGAAAUGUACAUAUGGUAUAAACGUUUAGAACAAGUACAACUUCAUGUACUUUUGAUAGUGUAUUCAAACAUCGUGUUGCUAGCGAGCCUUUUUUGAUGGAAAUAUUAUUCAGCUGAAAGAGUUUAUCUACCGAGUGGUGCAAUGUUAGGCUCUCUAGCUACAGUACAUACCAGCAGGCUGUCUGUAACGUAGCUGCCCUCCUGCAGGCGCUCACCACUUCCUUCACGUUAGGUGUGUGUUUUGUGCCACACCGAGAAGUUCACCAUUCAUUUUAUUCACCGCGGCAUUUUCUGAGCUUAACUGACCAAGGCGCACCUCCAAAUGCCCAAAACCAGUGGCAGUUUCUUUCAACCAGUGGCAUUAUUGGCUUUUUAGAUCAGAGAUGCCGUCUAACGUGGAGAUCAAGGCGAGGGUGAGCAAUGCGAUACGAUUGGCGGAGAAAGCCAGACAGCUAAGCCAAUCAGAGGGAACAGUAAUCCGCCAGCAGGACACGUUCUUCAACUGCAGCACCGGACGGCUUAAACUACGUAACCUGAUGGAUGGGAGUGGUCAGCUGAUCUUCUAUGAGAGACCAGAUUGUGACGGGCCCAAGGUGUCCAGCUACUCUCUCUCUACUACACAGGACCCAGAGGGGCUCAGAGACCCAGAGGGGCUCAGAGUGAGUAGCUACUACACCACUCCUGUCUCUACUACACAGGACCCAGAGGGGCUCAGAGUGAGUAGCUACUACACCACUCCUGUCUCUACUACACAGGACCCAGAGGGGCUCAGAGACCCAGAGGGGCUCAGAGUGAGUAGCUACUACACCACUACUGUACCUACAACACAGGACCCAGAGGGGCUCAGAGUGAGUAGCUACUACACCACUACUGUACCUACUACACAGGACUCAGAGGGGCUCAGAGUGAGUAGCUACUACACCACUACUCUCUCUACUACACAGGACCCAGAGGGGCUCAGAACUGUGCUGGCUGAUUCUCUAGGGGUUAAGGGUGAGGUGAGGAAGGAGAGGAGGCUGUUCCUUGUUGGUCAGACGAGGGUUCACUUGGACUCAGUGGAGGGCCUGGGACACUACAUGGAGCUAGAGGUGGUGUUGAGGGAGGACCAAAGGCCUGAGGAGGGGGAGGCGAUUGCUCGCAGCCUGAUGAAGGAGCUCGGUGUCGGGGAUGACAGCCUGGUGACUGGUGCCUACGUGGACCUCUUGCUGGAAGGCCAGGGAUAGCAACACACAGUAUAUGAACCCUACCAUGCAGGACUACAACAUUCCCAUCAUGUGAAAGCAACUGGAAAACGCUUUUGGUAAUAAAAAAUAAAAUA
Molecule: messenger RNA, 1526 nt
Organism: Oncorhynchus gorbuscha (pink salmon)
Lineage: Eukaryota; Metazoa; Chordata; Actinopteri; Salmoniformes; Salmonidae
Exons: 7
Coding region: 592-1431 (279 amino acids)
Source: RefSeq, a predicted model, not a curated record